Messenger RNA from Meleagris gallopavo (turkey), 2213 nucleotides. RefSeq names its product protein kinase AMP-activated catalytic subunit alpha 1 (gene PRKAA1). Gene Ontology annotation, biological process: intracellular signal transduction; protein phosphorylation. Gene Ontology annotation, molecular function: ATP binding; AMP-activated protein kinase activity. Gene Ontology annotation, cellular component: cytoplasm. Lineage: Eukaryota; Metazoa; Chordata; Aves; Galliformes; Phasianidae. The record is from RefSeq and is marked provisional.
GUUGUAAAUCCAUACUACUUGCGUGUUCGAAGGAAGAAUCCAGUGACAAGUGCAUAUUCUAAAAUGAGUUUACAGCUGUAUCAGGUGGACAGCAGAACGUAUUUGCUGGACUUCCGUAGCAUUGAUGAUGAAAUUAUUGAAACGAAGUCUGGGACUGCAACUCCACAGAGAUCUGGUUCUGUGAGCAACUACAGAUCUUGUCAGAAAGAUUCAGAUGGUGACGCACAAGGAAAAUCUGCAGAUACAUCCCUUACCUCGUCAAUGACCUCUUCACUUGAUUCUUCGACAGCUGACUUAACUCCAAGACCAGGCAGUCAUACCAUAGAAUUUUUUGAGAUGUGUGCAAAUCUUAUUAAAAUACUUGCACAAUAACUUUGAAGGUGGGCUUAUUUCUUUUACAGCAAUAAGCAUGCAUAAAUCUUAAUCAGAUGCUUCCAGUUGUAAUCAAUUUAAAUUAACAAAGGCGCUGAAAAAAAUACCUGCAAAAUGCAAUUUACCUAGGGACUGAAGUAAUUAUGAGCAGUUAGGUAUAUUGCUUUGAAGCUGGAGUGAAUUCUGAUUUUCUGCUAUUCAGUAACUUAAUACAGGUACAGGAAGUCACAUGCCCCUCGGGCAGUGCUUGUAACAUUUUCAUUGAGUGCACAUUAGUAUUUAUAUAACACUUACAUUACACAGUCCUUUUUAUCCUUCUUGUUGGUGAUGCAUACAUCGGAGCACUGUAAGAAAAUGUGCACUUACAAGUUCAAUGACCUAAGUAUGACUUGUUGGUCACUGUCUACAUUUAUGCCUCAGUUAAUCAGAACAGAUAAUGUCUCCUAACAGUAAAGCAUUAAAACUGCUGUUCCUUCAUCCUUUAUUCAGCAGUAAAUGAGAUUUUAAACAAAGUUUGAUGUGCUGUAAUAUGAAGUUCAAUAAUGGAUAAAUUUGAUGAGAUGUUGGCAAAUCCAUCCAGUUGAAAUUUUCAGUACAUGUAAGUGCUCUGCAGCACUGUUAUGAGUAAAAUUCUGUGGGGUGUAAGUAGAACAGUUGAAACCACAGCAGUGCCAAGAGAGACGAUGCUGAGAAGAUACGCCUACGCAGUGGCCUGAAACAAAUCACUGCUCUGAAGCACUGUGAGCAAGCUCCUGAUCUGUGCAGGUUUGCUAGCUCAUACCAUAGCGUAGUAGCAGCACAGCUACUGCAGGCUGAAAAUCCUUAGAAGUAUAUGCAUGUAGUUAAGAGCACAGCCUAGGGGUUGUUGCAUGUUAUUCCACAAUCUGAAAUUGACACACCUUUAAAAAACAAAAAAAAAGAUAUGUCUGCUUACAUCACAUGUUAACUUACUAUAUGUUGUAUAGAAUUCACGCUGCAGUUCAAAUAUAUUUUAAAGCUAAGUUUUUCCAGGCUACCCUUGUACAAAUUUAAAUUAUGGAAAUUAAUAGUGCAGUUUUUCGGUUGAAUGUUAAAAGCUGGAAAUGACAAUUAAAGUGUUAAUAGUUAGGAAAUUUUGAAAUGUAGAUUGCAGUCAUGGAUAACACAAAAACCAUAACUGCAGAAGAAGUGUUUAAGAAAAUGACCUUAAAUGCUAGAUCAGAUAUAUUUGCUCAAAAACAUUAAAUAUCUUGUAAAUUGGAUGUACAUAUCUACAGUUCCAUUUUCAUUUAGCACUUAAUUUUAGCAAUUAAUAGAUGUAAGUGUUAAUAAAACAUUUUAAUUUCUUAUUUGGGGAUUUUUCUUUUCAAAAUAGACUUCAUGGCUUAGUUUGAAAGGUUGCUCUCCAAUUUAGAAACUGGAAGUCAACCUGGUCUUUGUUGGAAAUGGAUGGGACUUCUUGCCAAUGAUGAAUUUAAGGUUCCAUCCUUGACACACUACUAACUACAGAUGACAAGAAUAGUCUAAUGCAGUCCAAUUGGCUUCAGUCCAGAAAUUCCUGUUAGAAAUUUGAAGUAAUUUACUCUGCUUAAGCCUCAGAACUACUGUAGCUCUUCUCAACUGGGCAAUUGUGUGUCCUGUUUUGUAUGUAGGUACAACUUCAGUUUUUUGUCCUCAAGUAGCGUCUCAUACGAUCCCUGUAAUGCAAGGUUAUAUUACUGGAGCUCAGAGUGGAAGGAUUCUCCUCGAUAAAGCUUUGCGUUUAAACUGUUGAGAUUGAGAUGACAGUACGUGGGGCCAGCUAUCAAUCAUACUUUUAAGUCCUUUCUUCUUUUGUUUAAGGAAAGGUUCUGAUGUUCUGA